AUGUCUGCCGCUGCCGCCUCCCCCGAGCUGGUGCCCUGCAUCGUCGACAACAAGCCGUUUGCCACGCCGUCGAGCUUCCCGCUCGUGGACCCGCAGGACCGCAAGACGAUUCUGCACAACGUCGCCACGCUGCCCGCGACGUCUGUCGGCGAUGUCGUGGCCUCGUCGCGGCGCGCAUUCGAGGCGUGGCGCGACACACCGCUCAAGGAGCGCCGCAAGCUGCUGCACAAGGCGGCUGCCCUGUUUGAGGAGCGCAUCCCCGAGCUGAUCCAGAUCGAGGCGAGCGAGACGACGGCCAGCGCGGGUUUCGCUGCCUUUGACGUCGGCUACCUCGCGGCCGAUGCGAUCAACGAGACGCCCAACAGCAUGGCGGCUGCCCUGCGUGGGGAGAUGGCGCCCGCCGACGCGAGCGGCAAGCGCAUGCUCGUCACGCGCGAGCCCCUCGGCUGCGUGCUCUCGAUUGUGCCCUGGAAUGCACCCAGCACGCUGUGCAUGCGCGCCAUCGUCAACCCGCUCGCUGCGGGCAACGUCGUCGUGCUCAAGACGUCGGAGCACAGCCCCAAGAUCCACUCGGCCAUUGCCCGCGUCUUCAUCGACGCCGGCCUGCCUGCCGGUGUGCUCAACGUCAUCCACGUGUCGCCCCAGGACGCGCCGGCGGUGACCAAGGCGCUCAUCGAGGAGGAGUUUGUGCGCAAGGUCAACUUCACGGGUUCCACGCGCAUCGGCCGCAUCAUCGCCCGCCUCUGUGCCGAAAACCUCAAGCCGGUCGUGCUCGAGCUCGGCGGCAAGGCGCCCGUCAUUGUCACGCAGGAGGCCGACAUCGCCGUCGCGGCCAACAACGUCGUCUUCGGCAGCCUCAUCAACCAGGGCCAGGUGUGCAUGUCGACGGCCAACGUCAUCGUCCACAAGUCCGUCCGUGCCGAGUUUGAGGCUGCCGUCCAGGCCAUCUUUGCUAGCCAGGGCGCCCUGCUGACGGCGUCGGCCAAGCGCAACUCGGCCGGUGCGCCCGACGCAAAGGACCACCGUCUCCGUGCCCUCUUUACCACUUCCUCUGCCGACCGGGUCAAGGCGCUGUACGACGACGCCAUCUCGGGUGGUGCCCAGAUCGUCGCUGGCCAGCCAGGCUUCGACCUGGAUCUCGGCGUGGUGCAGCCCGUGCUGCUGCGCGGCAGCGAAAAGAUGAAAAUCUUCCGCGAGGAGGCCUUUGCGCCCCUCGUCGGCCUUUUCGAGUACGAGACCGACGACGAGGCGAUCCGCAUGGCCAAUGCGCCGGGCGCCGGCCUCUCGUCGAGCAUCUUUUGCGGCGACGAGACAAAGGCGUGGAAGCUGGCCCGGCGCAUCGAGAGCGGCGCCGUGCACAUCAAUGCGCCCAGCGUCCACGACGACCACUUUGUCCCCCACGGCGGCUUCAAGACGUCUGGCUACGGCCGCUUCAACGGCGUCGACGGCGUGCGCGAGUUCACGCUCCAGAAGACCGUCACCUUCAGCCCGGGCACCCAGAUACCCUUCUUCAUCAUGUGA
Acaromyces ingoldii is the source of this 1521-nucleotide messenger RNA. RefSeq names its product aldehyde dehydrogenase. The transcript is spliced from 4 exons. Gene Ontology annotation, molecular function: succinate-semialdehyde dehydrogenase (NAD+) activity. The record is from RefSeq and is a predicted model, not a curated record. NCBI's taxonomy places the organism in Eukaryota, Fungi, Basidiomycota, Exobasidiomycetes, Exobasidiales, Cryptobasidiaceae. The coding region runs from base 1 to 1521 and encodes 506 amino acids.